AUGGCACCAUCCGAUGAUGAAUAUUCGCAAGCCAUAAUCAAGUCCCAUCUUGAGACCCCUACGAAGGAGCACUCUGCCAACCUUGAAAAGAUGAACAAGACGGUAGAUGCUUCUGCUACUGUUUCUAUGAAGAGUUGUAUAGCUGAUGUAAAUGUCCGGCUUUUGGAUAUUAUUGAGAUUCAUGACACAAUGAUCAUAAUCACGAUGAAGAAGCAUCUUUAUGAGAAACUCAGGAUCGCCUUUUCCAUGCUUCAGAGACUAGAAGGGGUUAUCGAAUCUAGCUCUAUUUCAAAACAAGGGGCUGAAUGUGUGACUCAAUCCAAGAAGGAAGACCCCAAACCUUCAGUCAAGCAUACUGCCUAG
This is a messenger RNA of Lactuca saligna, 363 nucleotides long. The record is from the annotation of a GenBank genome assembly. Lineage: Eukaryota; Viridiplantae; Streptophyta; Magnoliopsida; Asterales; Asteraceae.